Molecule: messenger RNA, 723 nt
Organism: Jaculus jaculus (lesser Egyptian jerboa)
Lineage: Eukaryota; Metazoa; Chordata; Mammalia; Rodentia; Dipodidae
Gene: Drc12
Product: coiled-coil domain containing 153
Exons: 7
Coding region: 83-691 (202 amino acids)
Source: RefSeq, a predicted model, not a curated record
GCUCAAUCAGCCUGGGCCUCUUUCUGCCAGUCCUAAGGACAGGGAGGCCCACUGCCCGGGGACCCUACAGGACAGUAAGGAUAUGCCACCUAAAACCAAAGGAAAGAGGAAGAAAGUGGGGGCCAAAAAGCAGAACAAGAACUUGGGUGCUGGUGUGGAAGCCGAGGCGGAGCGCAGGCUGCUGCUGCUGGAGAAGGAGCUGCUUCAGGAGCACUUGGCCCUACGGAGAGAUGAGGCUCGUCAAGCCAAGGCUUCCGAAGACCGGCUGAAACAGAGGUUGCAGGAGUUGGAGGCUGAACUGGAAAGGGCCCGAAGUGAAGGGAAAGCCAUAUAUGCAGAGAUGAGCCGCCAGCAUCGGGCCCUGCAAGCAAAGAUGGAGACCAGCAGCAAGCAGAUGGAAGAGGAAGUGAGGAGCCUUCGGGAGCAGCUAGAGACAUGCCAAAGGGAGGCCCAGGCUGCAAAGGAAGAGGCUGAGCACGUGCUUGGAGAACGGGACCACACCCUGGCUCAGCUUCGAGCCCAUGUGGCAGACAUGGAGGCCAAGUAUGAGGAAAUCUUAGAUGGCAGCCUGGACCAGCUUUUGGCCAAGCUGAGAGCCAUCAAGCCACAGUGGGAUGCAGCCGCCCUGAGGCUCCACUCCAGACACAAGGAGCAGCUACGCCAGUUUGGUCUCAACCCCUUGGAUCUUUGAGGCUGCUGGCCUGUAGUCUCAGAGGCCCAACA